Messenger RNA from Alligator mississippiensis (American alligator), 2411 nucleotides. RefSeq names its product protein C receptor (gene PROCR). NCBI's taxonomy places the organism in Eukaryota, Metazoa, Chordata, Crocodylia, Alligatoridae. Gene Ontology annotation, biological process: negative regulation of coagulation. The record is from RefSeq and is a predicted model, not a curated record. Gene Ontology annotation, molecular function: signaling receptor activity. The transcript has 4 exons. The coding region runs from base 425 to 1366 and encodes 313 amino acids.
UGUGCCUGAUUGAGAUUGCAGUCACCUGCAGGUUGUCUUGCUGCUGCUCAGGCCCCUGUAAGUAACAGCACACUCUGUGCUCUGUUGUAGGGUUUCAUGCUUCUUUGGAGGGACCAGAGCUAUUGUACAAGUGUGGGAAACUGAGGCAAAGAAGCACGUGAUUUGUCCUAGCUUGAGGUGGGGGACAGCAGCAAGGCUGGGGGGGGAAAUCAGGAGUCCAGGCUUGCUGCACUGCAGCCUGUUAGAUGGAUGUGGAGCAGAGCCCACAAGUCUCCUGGGCUGCUUUAGCCAGCCAAGCCUCCAGCCAGGCGCUAGGGGUCCUGAACUGCAGCCCAGGAGACUUGGAAGCUCCCUCUCUCUUUGGGAAAGGGCAGGGAGAGCCAGCUGCAGUGGGCCGGCAGGGAACGGGUGUCAGCAGCUGAGGAUGAGGAAAUGGAACAGAGCUGGAAUCACGCUCCCACCCGCCUCCGUCACCGAGCCCCACCUCCCCGCCCUGCCUUCUCCAUGCCAGACACCAGCCUCCCUCAUCUCCCCACCACUGCUCCACUGGGCGGCAUGCAGAGCAGAGCCUCGCCACAUGCCUGCACCCACGCUCCGUGCCCGCUCGCUCCAGGCCACGCAAUUCCUGUGCAGCACUGAGCAUCCUGCCCUCACAGGGAUGCUGCUGCUGCUGCUUCUCGCCAGUGCGCUCAGCUGUUGGGGACAGGAGGCAGACCCCUUCCCCCUGCCAGCCCUGCACACCUUCACCAUGCAGCUUCUGGCUGAGUUCAACAGAACCACCGUACAGUUCCUGGGCAACGCCAGCCUGGACGGGGUGCUGACCCACAGCCUGCAGGGGCACGAGGCCAGCCAGCACCUCCCGCUGGAGUCCCCGGACCAGUGGGAAAAGACAAAGCGCAGCCUGGAGACUUAUCUCUCUUACUUUGAGGACAUCGUCCACCUUGCUGCCAGGGAGAGGAAUGUGCAGUACCCUCUGCGCUUGCACUGCACGCUGGGCUGCCAGCUCUUCCCCAGUGGCACCUCCCAGGGCUUCCACGAGGUGUCACUUAGUGGAGAAGAAUUCCUGAUCUUCCUGCCCCAGAGGCCCCCCAACGCCUCCUGGGAGCUGCAGAGGCCAAAGGAGAACGACCCGCUGGGCCCAUUCAUCUUGAAGUGGCUGAACAGUUUCCCCCAAACCACCUCCCACCUGCAGGCCUUCCUGAAGACCCAGUGCCCGGACUUCAUAAGGAAGCACCCCUGGAGGGACAGCUCUAAAAGACGUGAUGCCCGUUCACACACCUCGCUGGUGCUGGGCCUUACCUUGGGGGCUUUUGCUUUGGCAGGCUUGGCCAUAGGCAUCUUCCUCUGCACAGGAGGGAGGACAUAGUGGUGGUGUCAGUCUCACCCCCCUGCCAGCCCAACGUGGAGCUCUGCUACAGCAACGGACCUGCUCCAUCCCACCUGCAGGAGUCCCCAUGCCCCUCCUGGCACCAGCACUUCUGCCUGAUCUGAUCUGGGAGCAGCACUGCCCCAGCAAACUCGUUCUUGGAAACCACACCCCACCUUGGGUUGCAAGGUCCCCAGCAGGUGACACCAGCCCCAGACCAGGGGUGACAUGGCUGGGAUGGGCACGGGGUUGAUGCGCAUGAACAACCCAUCUUAUAAAGCAGUUAGCAGCGGCUGCUCAGCCAGAGGCUGGAAGGUUGGUGUCAGGGAGGCCAAGGAAGCCGUGAGCUGGGUAGAAGCGGGUGCAAGACCACAUAAGGGGAAGGGGUGAAUCUAGGAUGCCCCAUUUGGUAGUGGGUGAGAGACCAUGAGUCCUCCCUGCCAGGGAGUGGGGUUGGGGCAGCUGGGGGAGCGACUGACCCCAAUUAGCAGGGGCUGUGAGCACACUGCGGGGAAGGGGGCAGAACAGAGCCUGGACUCGCAUGGGUUCUUCAACGCUGUUUGUUAAUCUGAGGGAAGGCACUGGAAGAGGAGGGUGGAUGCCAGCAGCAGUACAGGGUCACCCCAAGGUAGCUUCAGACUCAUGACACUGACUCUACUUUUACCUGAUUUGCUGCCAUGGGAACUCUAUGCCAGAUGCUGGUAAGACACAGUGACAUAGAAUAAUACCUGGUGUGUCUGGCUUCUGCUUUACGCCAGUGCUAGAGAGCUACCCUGGUAUAAAUGUGUUGUGCGUGCAGGACGGAGUCACCAAUGCCCCCUGCUCCCUUGUCAACUAACAAACGGGGCAGUGAGGCACAGGGAAGUCCCAGUGGCAAGGGAUCGCAGGGAGGUGCCAUCCCGCAGCCAUGUAGCUUGCUGCAAACUGGACAACGACUUGCAAUAUUGCCAGUGUCAAGUGACAAACAAUCGCUAGCUAGGCUACAAAUCAUGAUGGCAUUGGCUUAACAAAUCUCACAGCAUUAAACCUUGCAUUUAUUAUUUUA